Trichoderma virens Gv29-8 is the source of this 1342-nucleotide messenger RNA. RefSeq lists its product as uncharacterized. Gene Ontology annotation, biological process: ubiquitin-dependent protein catabolic process. Bases 57 to 1229 code for a protein of 390 amino acids. Gene Ontology annotation, cellular component: nucleus; cytoplasm; proteasome regulatory particle, lid subcomplex. The transcript has 4 exons. NCBI's taxonomy places the organism in Eukaryota, Fungi, Ascomycota, Sordariomycetes, Hypocreales, Hypocreaceae. The record is from RefSeq and is a predicted model, not a curated record. Gene Ontology annotation, molecular function: proteasome binding; endopeptidase activator activity; ubiquitin binding.
CUCCUUCACAACUUCAACGAAACGGUCCUAGUCACAGCUCUACCAGGUGUAUCACAAUGCCGAUUGCACCUAUAAUCACAUUCAAGGCCGGCCAGUGUGACAUCGACACAUCGUCGAAGCCAUACAAGGUCACGCCACAGCCCGAAUCUGGCUACAUCUAUCUAUGGUCCGAAGAUGACCUGGUGCAUUUCUGCUGGCGGCGACGUGACCAGGCGCUGGAUGACCCCGAAGUCAUCGACCUCGUCAUGGUUCCCACCGACGGUAGCUUUCUCCCAUACGAAUACAAGACAACCCCUCAGCCAACAUCAAAGACCAACGGCCGCAUAUUCGCCCUGAAAUUUGCCUCUUCCUCUCAACGCCACCUUUUCUGGAUGCAGUCCAAGCCUCAGGGACGAAGUGGCGACCCGAGCCACUUCAGCCCCCGGGAUCGCAAGAUUGGCGACAUUGUUCACAGACUCCUGCAGGGCGAAGAUGUUAAUGUGACGCGGGAACUGGCGGCUGUUCGAAACAACAAUGAUCACCAAGACGAUGAUGAUGAGACCAUGGAGGACAUCGAGGGCCACGGCCACCAGGAUCACCACGCGGGAGGCAGCGGCGGUGCUGGCCCCGAUGCGACGGGAGGCGAUAUAAGAGAGGAGGGUGAGGGCUCGAGAGAAGGCGGAGCUGAUGGAGCAAGAGCAGCUUCGUCUUCAACCCCAGAUGCCGCGGCUGCAGUAAGAAACUUUCUCGAUUCGCUGAGAGGCCAAUCCGGCCUUGCUGGUGGACAGCAGCAGCAACAACAGCAGGCAGAUAUUGCUUAUCCGUAUCUGAGCCACCUCCUACCAACCUCUAUCACAGUUCCCAUCGUCGAUACCCUCUCAGCUGAGCAGGUAGACUCGCUUCUCAGCUUCCUACCGCCAGCCGUCAUCGUGCUCGCUAGUGACACAGUCGAGCUCGACGGUAGAUCAGACCCAACUGCCGAGCAGAUCCGGGCUGCCAACGAAUCAUUGUCGUUGGAAAAGAAGCAAGCCUUGUUGAAGAAAGUCCUUCGAAGCCCUCAAUUCCACCAGGCCUUGGGAACGCUGACAAUGGCUCUUCGAGACGGGGGUCUGCCUAGCAUUGCCGACGCACUUAGCGUAAAGGUUGAGAAUGACGGGUACUUGCAACCUGGAAUUCCCAUGGGCGGUGGCUAUGCUGUCAAGGCAUUCAUUGAUGGCGUCAAGAAGACGGUUCAGGACAGCAGGCGGUGAUUUCUUACUGAUGCUGGUUACGUCUCAUGAUAUCAGGUAGAGGGCCUUCAUUCUCAUUGGCAUAUUUUAGGGUUUUCCUGCAAGGAAGUGGAUUAAUGAGUACGAUUUCAGUA